Colletotrichum lupini is the source of this 3402-nucleotide messenger RNA. RefSeq lists its product as uncharacterized. Gene Ontology annotation, molecular function: protein binding. Bases 1 to 3402 code for a protein of 1133 amino acids. NCBI's taxonomy places the organism in Eukaryota, Fungi, Ascomycota, Sordariomycetes, Glomerellales, Glomerellaceae. The transcript is spliced from 5 exons. The record is from RefSeq and is a predicted model, not a curated record.
AUGACCGACUCCCGCCAAUCCGACGGCGGUUGCCUUUCCGCCAUAUGCUCUUGCUUCAAGAGACGAGAGAAGCCGCGCCAUGACGUUUCCGGGUCUCCUUCGACCGGUGUUGACGUCCUACCAGCGUCAAAAUCGGCUGACGAUGGACAGCCUGAGCCUACAGACCCCAAGGUCGUACGUAGUGAUUCAGUACUAAGCGUCUCACGCGCGACAUCAUCUACUGGUAAUGCGGAUGACCCUUCACUCCUUCCUGCUUCCAAAGUUCCAGGACCAUCUGCAUUGAACGGCUCUACUUCAACCGUUGAUUUGUGGCAGGAAGCAUGCAAGAAGGUGGACGUGAAAACUCAGAUAUGGAUCGCCAGUCUUCCUCCACCGAGCAAUGUCCAGAAUCCUGCAAGUGAGUUGGCGGAGUUCGUUCGAGCUAGCGAAGAGAAACACAAGCAAGAGUCGUUGAAGCUCAAAUCCGGCGACCGAGAGAUUCUGUGGAGGGAUUAUGCGAAUAAAGUUAUCCCUGUGGUGACUGCGAUUGGAAAUAUUGCCAUCAACUUUGCCCCUGCGCCCUCUAACGCCGUGUGGUCAGCUAUCAAGGUGCUUCUGGCGGCCCACGUAUCUGAGCGUGAGGAUCUUGUGGCUAUUAUGGGAUGCACCGACAUAGUCCUCUGCCUCGUGAGGCGCGGUAGAGUGUACGAGAAGGUCUACAUUGGGAACUCCAUGUCGCCUAGGCCGCCUUAUCAGGAAGAUUUGAUGACGAAGUUGGUUGAAGUAUACGCGAAAUGCUUGGAGUUUCUUGCUUUUGUCUACGAAGAAAUGGAGCAUGGUAGUUUGCGCCGAUUCUUCGACGCGCUCGUUGACCCCGGUUAUGGCGAAAACCGGCUAUCAGCAGUGAGAGCACUUGAGCAGGAACUUGAGCUUGCAACUCGUUCUUGCAAGGCUACAGCAGAUGAUGAGCAUCGAAGAUUGCUCGAAAGUCUUGAAGAACCGAUUAAGCGUACCGACAAGAAUGUCAUGGAUAUUCUUAAAGUGCUUGAUAAGCAAGAAAGAGACAAGGCUAUGGAAUACGUCAGUGUAAUUCCAGUCGGAUCUCAUCAUAACGAAAAGGUCGAAAAAAGAACCAAGGGCACAUGCGAAUGGUUGGUCAGCCGUCCUGAAUUCCUUGAAUGGGAAGACUCUGAUUACGCUCCGGUGUUUUGGUUGCAAGGUGACAUCGGUACAGGAAAAUCGUUCCUAUCUUCAAAGGUUAUUGAUCAUUAUCGAUUUCACGACAAAUUUGCUAGUUCAUCGUCCAGUGAGCCCAGCGUGGGCCUUGCUUUCUUCUACUGCAACAGCUCUGAUCGCAAUCGGCAAAGCUAUCAAUCCAUUCUCCGAAGCUACGUCCGACAACUAGGCGAGGUGACCGGUCAUCCUGAGAGCAUUCACGAGGAAUUGUUCAAACUAUAUCAAAGUAAACAAAUUCAAAGCGACAUCACGCUCAAAGAUUGCGAGAAAGCUUUGGUCGAGAUGAUCAACAGUUAUCCUCGAACUGUUCUGAUUCUCGACGCCUUGGAUGAGUGCAAUAAAGACACGAGACGCCACAUUGUUGAGCUGUUCAAACGUCUAGUGGAGAAAACCAAUAGUCUGAAGAUAUUCAUUGCCAGCCGCCCAGAGCACGAUAUCAGUGACCAUCUGAGGUCAUUCCAAGAGCUGAGGGCGACGAUCACAAUCAAUACUUCUGAUAAUCAAGACGACAUCGAGAAGUUUGUCAAUACAGAGGUGGACAACUUCACUGUGGAUUGGAGCCCUGAAACUAAGCAGGUUGUUAAAGAGAAGCUUGCGAAGAAGAGCAAGGGAAUGUUCAGAUGGACUUACCUGCAAUGGGAACAGCUCAAGGAGUACGAGACCAAUACCACUGUCAAAGCCAGGCUUGGAGACCUUCCCAGAACUCUGACUAAAGCUUACGACGAGAUUUGCGAUAAACACGAGCCUGAGAGCUUCGAGCGUUUCAUGCUGCAGCGAGCGGUGAGAUGGGUCAUGUGCGCCCGCCAGCCGUUGGACAGUUGCGAAUUGCUGUCAGCAAUUCGAGUGGAAAGCGAACAGAUGCAUAGAGACGGCAUGAAGGCUCUCGACAAGUCAGAUCUCACCGAGAAAAUGUUGGAGACUGUCUGUCGACAUUUGAUCGUGAGGGAUCCUGAGCUCAAGGUCUGGAGGUUUUCCCAUGCAUCGGUCAGAGAAUACUUUGAAGAUAAGAAAGGAGAGCCGUGGGUCAAAGACGCGCCAGCGGAGCCAUUUGCCAACUUCGCCUUUGGCGUUGUGGCAAUGGGUCUCCAUCGAUUCCUGCCUGAGUGGUGGAACGAAGGCCUCGAUCUUCCCUCGUUGGUGAAUGAGAACGGCUUGAGCCUGCUGCAGAUUGCCACCUUUGUUGGCCACUACGACGUCUGUCAAUUCCUAAUCAGUCGGGGUUGUGACGUCAACGCAUCUUUUCACUUCCUUUACGGCCCUCCGUUGUGGAUAUCAGUAGCCCAGCGAAAGAUUGAUGUCAUGGAGCUGCUCCUCAAGAACGGUGCAAACGUGGACUGCGUCUUCAAAAAUCGAAGUCUGGCUUGUCUGGCAGCCACUGUGGGAUCUGAGUAUUGCACUGUUCUACUGAAGAAUGGCCUGGAUCCCAACACCAAAUGUCCACGCACGUGCUCCUUUGGUUGUGCCCUGUCAGCGGCUACUUGGAAGGGCGAUCUCGACGCCAUAAAAACCCUGGUUAGCGAGGGAGCAGAUGUCAAUCCGGAGAAUCUCGAAGACCUCUAUGGCUGUCCUUUGAUUAAUGCUAUAGAGAGUCAAAAUCCCGAAUGUGUUCGCCUUCUUCUAGAGCACGGAGCUGAUGUCAACGCCAUGCCGGAAGGUUGUAGAUAUGGUAGUCCAUUGGCAGCUGCUGUAUGGAGGAGAAACGUGGAUUGUGCUCGAUUACUGAUUGAAUAUGGCGCCGAUGUCAAUGCAGAUUUGACGUUUGGAAAACAUGGUAGUCCAUUGGCAGCUGCUGUAUGGAGUGGAAACGUGGAUUGUGUUCGGUUACUGAUUGAACAUGGCGCCGAAGUCAAUGCGUAUCUGGAGUUCGGAAAAUAUGGCAGUAUCCUGGAUGCUGCAAUUUUCGGGUUUGUGCCGUCUCUCGUGAUGAUCAAGUUUCUUGUUGAAGAAGCAGGGGCAGAUUUGGCUCAGCUGGCCUUUGUACGGCCCAGGAGAAAGGAAGUCGUAAUCUGGAGGAGGCAAAGUGAUCAGGAAGACGCGAAGGAUGUAGCAGCGUAUCUUAUACAGGAACUCCAGAUGGAGAGGCAAGUGUUGAUCAGCCUCGGCGUUCUCCCCAGGGAUUUACCUCCCGAUGUAGGUAAUACGGCCGACAUGGAGUAUGAAGAGUUGGAUGAUCACGAUUUGCGUUGA